Megalobrama amblycephala (Wuchang bream) is the source of this 1392-nucleotide messenger RNA. It is a transcript of the gene sub1a, whose product is annotated as SUB1 regulator of transcription a. Gene Ontology annotation, molecular function: transcription coactivator activity; DNA binding. The transcript has 5 exons. Bases 158 to 541 code for a protein of 127 amino acids. Gene Ontology annotation, biological process: positive regulation of transcription initiation by RNA polymerase II. The record is from RefSeq and is a predicted model, not a curated record. Gene Ontology annotation, cellular component: nucleus; transcription regulator complex. Lineage: Eukaryota; Metazoa; Chordata; Actinopteri; Cypriniformes; Xenocyprididae.
CUUCCCAUAAUCCACUUCUUCAAGAGCGCUUCCUGGUACAGCCUGUAAGCGCGCGCUCAGCAGCACAGCACGGGUUUCGAAGAAACGGACGAUCGCGCGCAUUGAAUGUGUCUGUGUUUCAACUCAGUUUACUCUACAUUUAUCUUACAACAUCAGAAUGCCUAAGUCAAAGGAAGUACUGUCUUCUUCCUCAGACAGUGACUCUGACAGUGAAGUUGAUACGAAGGCCAAGAGAAAGAAGCAGACAACACCAGAAAAGCCAUCAAAGAAACAAAAAAGUGGAGAAACUUCAAAAGUGUCAUCUGCCUCCAAAAGCAGCAGCAGCAGCAGUAAAAAUGAUAAUAUGUUCCAGAUCGGAAAGAUGAGGUAUGUGAGUGUCCGGGACUUCAAGGGGAAAGUGCUGAUUGAUAUCCGGGAAUACUGGAUGGACCAGGAAGGUGAAAUGAAACCAGGCAGGAAAGGUAUUUCACUGAACCCAGAGCAGUGGAACCAACUGAAGGAGCAGAUAAGUGAGAUUGACGACGCUGUGAAGAGAAUAUAAGACAUGCCUGCAGUUCACUGGCAGUCUGGAUGCUUUUUUUUUAAAGAUUCUCACUCUACAGUUCUUCUUCUGAUGCCCUCCAAAGUCCAAACACAGUUUCUACACUUUCUCUGAAUCAGUCAAGGGACAGGUCAAAGAGACCUGAUUUCAGACACACUUUAUUUAUUUUGUCCUCCUUGUUACACGUUACAUGUACUGUAAUAAUAUCGGUAAAUUAUGCAUAAUUACAUGUAAGGCUGCCCCCUAAUAGUCGACUAACUGUUAGUCGUUUAGAAGAGGCUUGGUCCAGCAAGAUUUUAUUAGUUAAUUAGUUAUAUAUUUUAUAUAUAUAUAUAUAUAUAUAUAUAUAUAAUAUGCAAUUAAAAGCUGGUUAUUAUGAUUCAUGGCUUAUUAAUGUAAACUCACGAUUAGUCGACUAAUUGCUUAAAUGAACGACUACUUGUCGAAUAGUUGGGGGCAGCCCUAAUUACAUGCAACUAACCCUAAAGAAAACCCUAUUCCUAAUCCUAACCCAAAAGUAAGCACAUAUUGCUAAUUAAUAUUACUUAGUAUUUAAAUGUAGUACAAUUACACUGUAACAAGGACACCUUAAAAUAAAGUGUAACCAAAUUGCGUAGUUACUACGUUUUUGCCUUUAUAGUAGAGCGGCAUGCUUCACAAGGAAAAUGUGGUGACCAGCACACUUUGUAUGUAUAUUUUAGAUUAGGUUUUAUUAAAGUAGUUAUUCAUUGUAUUUUUCUUUUUUUAUUUGAGAGUUUCAUGGUUGGGGUUUUAAAGGGGUUUUGCUAGAGAUAUAGGGUGAGAGUUUGUGCCCUUCAUUUUCAAUAAAGAUGAAAAAUUAACACCUCAAA